CACCAUCACCACUCCUUAUUUUACAUACAAACAAUUCACAAACCACACCUCUACAAUCAAUAAACUAUAAACCAGCAUGUCCACCCUCGACGACAUCUUCGGCUCCUCCCCCCCACCCACAACCCACCACUCCCAUCAUCACCCUCCCAGCACCACCACCACCACCGAACCCUCCGACCUCCCCUCCCUCCGCCGCCAACACGUCACAGCCGGCUACCGCGACGGCAUCAGCGCCUCCAAAACCUCCCAUGUCCAAUCCGGCUUCGACGCCGGAUUCCCCAUCGGCGCCCAACUCGGCAUGCGCGCCGGUACGAUCCUCGGUAUUCUCGAGGGCGUGCUACGCGGGUACGACGAGAGCCAGAAAUCCGUGGUGAAGAAGCUGCCUUUGGCGGGUGGUCGGAAGGGUGCUACCAGCACCAAUGGCGCCGCCACUGCUACUUCUACUCCUACUACAAUUACCGACGAGGAACGCCAAGCCAAACGCGCGGAGAUACUAGCGUUGUACCAACAGGCCGUGAAGGAGUUGGAUGUGCGGAAGGUAUUCGAGGGGAUCAGUGAGAGAGAGAUUUCGGAGGGGGAGAAAGCUGAGGUUAGGCUUGGGAGACAGGGUGAGGGGGCGAUAGGGAAGUGGGAGGAGAAAGUGAGGGUGCCGAGGUGGGAGGAGAAUAUGGAUGCGUUGGAAAUGAAGGAUACUACUGCUGCUGAGGGGAAGGAGGUGGAUGUGGAGGAGAGCUGAAUGGGUGAUUGAGGAUGGUACUUUUUAUCCUUCUCCCACCUCUAUUUUUUUGUUUCUGGCGGGCCCUUGCGCCUGUCGGAAUUCAACUAGAGGAUCGGGGCCAUGUCAGCCUAGACUGGAUGUUUUUUCCAGGAGACCCGCAGCAGGAAUUUCCCUGCUUGCUUGCUUGUUUGCCGGUAGGCAGUCUUGGCUUGUAUGCAGUUUUGAAGCAGUGCAUACAUACGUCGGGGUCUGGUCUCGGGAUGGCUACCUGGCGGACUGGCUGGCUGGCUGGCUCCUCCCCCUGCUGCUUGCUGUCGGGACGGCAGGACAGGAUGGCCGGAUGGUCGAGACGGGACGUGGCUGCAAGGUACGGAG
Molecule: messenger RNA, 1093 nt
Organism: Aspergillus costaricaensis CBS 115574
Lineage: Eukaryota; Fungi; Ascomycota; Eurotiomycetes; Eurotiales; Aspergillaceae
Product: Yae1 family protein
Exons: 1
Coding region: 77-736 (219 amino acids)
Source: RefSeq, a predicted model, not a curated record